Guillardia theta CCMP2712 is the source of this 1158-nucleotide messenger RNA. RefSeq lists its product as hypothetical. The coding region runs from base 1 to 1158 and encodes 385 amino acids. The transcript has 13 exons. Lineage: Eukaryota; Cryptophyceae; Pyrenomonadales; Geminigeraceae. The record is from RefSeq and is a predicted model, not a curated record.
AUGCUGAAGCUGGUGGUGCUGUUGGGAGCUGUCGCGACAGCUGACGCAGAAAUAGUGAGAGAAAGAGAUAUGCGAGCUGGGAGAGGAAAGGCACAUGGAGGAGGAGAAGAGGAUUUUCAUCUCCUUCGCUUGUCAAGCUAUCGAAACAUUCACUGCCUCGAUGCUCUCCCCGCAUUUGUCGGGCUUCCAGACCUCAGCGACCUAGACAGUGUUGGGGGGCAUGCCUGCCAGACAGUCAAGGCAUGUCAGCAAUGCCGGUCAGCUGCUCGCAGUGCGAUUCUCUCGGGGCAGCGGAGGAUACGAGCAGACGUCCUGACGCCAGACUUUGAUAUGCUGAGUCGAGCAGGAUACGAUGAGGACGCGUUUCACGCACUGUGCGUGCAGCUGCUGGAAGAGGUCGGAGCUCUGGUGUCGCAGGAGAUUCGGGUGAUUUUCCAGAGCGAAGAGAGCAAGGAGAAGGCUCUUCGAUUCAUCGAGAGCAGGAAAGUCCAACUGCUGCCGUGCUGGGUCACUGACACUUCUCCAGCAACUCCAGUCUCCUUGGGGAAGCACAGAUGCUCAGGCCUCUUGGAGCAGCAGGCCGAUCAGAGAGGAGCGGUCGUGCUGAUCGCUCCCAGUAACUUCGGAGGGGCCAAAGUGACUUCCCAGGUGCGAAAGAUCCUGCAGAAUAGCGAGACCUCUGUGGUGCUGGUGCUGAACCAGUACCUUGACGCCCUCGGACCAGACGGGAGGUCUGUCGGGACCCUGCCCUACGAGAUGUUCACCAUGCACACCGCCUACUACCUUCAACCCUUCGCGUUGCAGGAGAGGGCUUUUUAUGAAAGAGAGCGGGCCGUGACCUCAAGACCAGCAGCCUCCAUGGUGGCUAAGCUUCUCCUCUUACGACAGACGCCUUCAGACUGGGCCUUCAUGGCCUUUGAGCCCGAGGACGCGAGCUACACGACCCUUAAGCGGUUCCGAACCAAACCAUCGGAGAAAACUUUACUAGACAUCUGCAAGGAAUUUGUGGCAAGUAGGGGCAAGCGAAGAGAGAGACAAGGGAGCGUGAACGCGAAGGACGCAGGCCUGGACGUGCCGAUGGAUGACAAACCAGCGGAGAUCGAUCCUCAGCUGCUCGAAUCCCUUGAGAGGAUGAUGAGAGAGGGUCGUGAGGACUAG